Molecule: messenger RNA, 2401 nt
Organism: Scophthalmus maximus (turbot)
Lineage: Eukaryota; Metazoa; Chordata; Actinopteri; Pleuronectiformes; Scophthalmidae
Product: zinc transporter ZIP12-like
Exons: 12
Coding region: 114-2240 (708 amino acids)
Biological process (GO): zinc ion import across plasma membrane; intracellular zinc ion homeostasis
Cellular component (GO): membrane
Molecular function (GO): zinc ion transmembrane transporter activity
Source: RefSeq, a predicted model, not a curated record
ACACAUCCGCCUCUUUUAGAGGCUUUUUGUUCUAUCUCCUCAUUCACAUUGAUUCAAAACUUUCUUGCAAAUUACUUGUCUAUAUCUUCACUCUACCGCCUCCUUGUUAUCUAAUGCCCUUAGCCAGUCCUGGGAGCUCGAGGAAGUUGACAAUCCCCUGUAGGAACAUGCACUUCAGGAGCAGUCCAACACUUAUGCUGUUUCUGCCACCUCUUUGUCUACUGGGGACAGUGGUAAAGGUGACAGGGCAGGAGUGGGGGUACCUGCAUGAGGCCCUCAAGGCCUUGGAUCUUCCCCUGGGGAUGGACAAUGAAACUCAGCUCCAGAAGAACAAAACUGGGGUUCUGAUUACGUCGCUUCUUCAGGCGGUGCACUGUGCAGAGCGGACUGGGACCUCUCAAGAAAUCUGUGAGAUGUGCCUGACACCGUCUAUAGCCCUCUCUGUCCUAGAAGAUGAUGAGAAGGCUUACCUCACUGAGGAGGACUACCAGCGGAUCUCAACUGUUCUGCUGUACUACAUCCUUAACUUGCAAGAUCUGUGUGUGUCAAAAGCUGCCUCCCCUUCCUCCCUUUGCUCCCCUUCAUCUGGGAACUAUCGGUUCUACCUUUUUGCCCUCACCAAUCUAAACCCAUCCGAAGAUAACCAGUUCUUAUCACUUCGUGAAACAGAGAGUAUUCUGCAGUUUAUCAACCAACACUAUGACCCCCCAAACAUAGAUACCUUAUCUGAUUUUCAAUGCAUUGAUGCCACUCAUCUUCUUGAAGAUGUCGACAUAAAAGAAAAUCCAGGUGCUGGUGAGUCGUCUGUGCCCAGAGUGGCUGGAGCCAUUAUCAGCCAUAUCCUGCAGGGCCACUGUUUUAGAAGGAGGAACCUCCCGUCACCUGCCUUCUUUACCUUUUACCUCUUUCAAUCCCUAAAUCGCACAAGUAACCUGCAGAUUACAGACUUAGAGGGGCUGCUUCAUCAGUUGGGAGUGGGUCAGGAGGGAGCCUCUCUCUCUCACGACAGGAAAAGAUGGAGAAUCACAGAAAGUUCAAAGACAGGAGUAGGGCAUGGGGUGGAUGGGUGUAAUCGUGAACCUGGAGAAUUUAACAGAGAUUGGUCACAGGUAUGUUUUUCAACAAAUCAGCUGGUGGAUAUUUUUGCACUGGAUCCUCAUUUGCCAAUUUCCAAGGAGCACUUCAGGCAAAUUUGCCCAGCCAUUAUUCAGCAGUUGUUAAGCGAUGUCUGUGAGUCUGCAGAUCAAAAAAAAAGAGGAUCACUACCCACUCCCCUUGAGAAGUACGGCUACAGCACGGCUGCUGUCCUGCUUCUCACAGUGGGCUCCAUGUUCGGUAUCUGCCUGAUCUUCUUCAAGUACUGCCAGGAGACCUACACACUCAUCCUGCAGUUGUUUGUGGGCCUGGCAGUGGGAACCCUCUCAGGAGACGCUCUCCUGCACCUCAUACCACAGAUUCUGGGCCUCCAUGACAACACUCGCAGUCAUGAUGAUGAGCACUAUAGUGAAGGAAAGGAGUAUCUGUGGAAGAUUCUGGGCAUAAUCGCUGGGAUUUAUGGCUUUUUCCUUCUUGAAAGAAUGUUCUCCUUUUUAGUUCCUUUUCAUGGUCAUGCUCACUCCAGUGAACUUCCCUUAGAGCUCAACUGCAAUGGUCGGUCACAGAGGGGCAAGUCCAUCUCUACGCUACAGCUGGGAGCGGUGGAUGACUUGGAGUGUACAGAAAUAUCUCCUGAACAUGGAGACACAAGGAGCCAUUCACAUCAGAGAGAAGGGGUUUCUCUGCUAGCUGUGAUGGUUAUUGUGGGAGACAGCCUUCAUAACUUUACAGAUGGCCUGGUAGUCGGGGCGGCCUUCUCCUUUUCAGCUGAGACUGGCAUGGCAACCACCGUGGCUAUCUUGUGCCACGAGAUCCCACACGAGAUGGGGGACUUUGCAGUGUUACUCAGUUCCGGACUCUCAGUGAAGACUGCUGUGCUAAUGAACUUCCUCAGCGCACUGACAGCCUUUAUGGGCCUCUACAUUGGACUAUUUAUUUCCUCAGAGACAGAAGUGCAGCAGUGGAUAUUUGCUGUCACUGCUGGGAUUUUUCUCUACUUGUCACUGGUAAAGAUGCUUCCAGAGAUGAGUCGAGUGAAGACUGACAGACCAUGUCUCAUGUUUUUCCUACAGAACCUGGGUCUAUUGAUGGGUUGGGCCUGUCUUAUGCUCCUUGCACUCUUUGAACAUGAAAUCAAAUUCUAAAUGCACACACACUCUAAGUGUACAUUAAAUACAGAUUUUUUUUCAUUAAAGGGUUUGAACCGAAACAACAAAUUUAUGUUUUUUUGUAUUAUUUGAAAUUAUUUUCGAGUUGUUACUCAUUAUUUACUGCUGUAUACAACUUGUUUUUGCACCCAAAAUGU